AAGUAUGAAGUGUGUCAGCUUGUGCGUCCUACUGAGCUGCGCGGCAGCAGUUUACUCUGCGCCGGUAUCAACAGUCACUCUGAAGGAUGAGACGUUUGCAGAGAACUACUUGAAGAGUUUCUUCAACCUGACGGAGGAGGAGGGACCGUCGGUCAGGCGGGGGGUCAGCCAGCUGAGCCGGAAGCUCAGGGACAUGCAGAGGUUCUUCGGGCUGCAGAUCACCGGCACGCUGGACACCGAGACGGUGCAGCUGAUGAAGAAGCCCCGCUGUGGCGUUCCGGAUGUCGACGUCGCCCGUUUCACCACCUUCCAGAAUGAACCCAAGUGGCGAAAAACCGCCCUGACCUACAGGAUAGAGAACUACACCCCGGACAUGUCGGUGGCCGAGGUGGACGACUCCAUCGACAGAGCUCUGCAGGUGUGGUCCAGGGUCACUCCUCUGAGGUUCAGCAGACUCUACAGUGGAACCGCCGACAUCAUGAUCUCCUUCGGCCGCCUGUCGCAUGGUGAUUACUACCCCUUCGAUGGCCCUGAUGGCACCCUUGCCCACGCUUUUGCCCCAUCCCCCGGCAUCGGAGGAGAUGCCCAUUUCGAUGAAGACGAGACCUUCACUUACCGCUCAAACAGAGGCUAUGUGCUCUUCAUGGUGGCAGCUCAUGAGUUUGGCCAUUCCCUGGGCUUGUCUCACUCUACCGAUCCCGGUGCACUCAUGUACCCCGUGUACACCUUCAGAAACCCUGACACCUAUGCUUUGCCCCGUGAUGACAUUAACGGCAUCCAGUAUCUGUACGGUGCAAAUCCUGAUGUGAAUCCUAAUGAUCCUGCAACCCCACCCCCCACUACACCAGAUGCAUGUGAUUCAACCAUGGUCUUGGAUGCUGUCACAACAUUGAGAGGGGAGAUGUACUUCUUCAAAGACAGUUUCUUCUGGCGCAGCUACCCUCAGAGCAGCUCACCCCAGCAGAAUCUCAUCACAAGCUUCUGGCCUAAUGGCCCUAGCAAAAUUGAUGCGGCUUACGAGAGCCAGCAAUCAGACAGAGUCUACUUCUUCAAAGGUAAGAGAGUGUGGGCCUUCUCCGGCUAUGACCUUGUACCCGGCUACCCCAAAAAGCUUAACAGUUUUGGUCUGCCCAAUCGCUUAAGCAAAGUGGAUGCUGCCCUCUAUGAUGUGGACUCUCGCAAGACCUUGCUCUUUUCUGGAAAGUACUACUAUAGUUAUGAUGAAGCCACUCGUACCCUGGACGAGGGAUCUCCAAAGCGGGUGCAAAACACCUUCUCGGACGUGACCGGCAAAGUGACGGCAGCAUUUCAGUACAGAGGUUUCACCUACGUGUACAGUGGGUCCUACAUGUUUGAGUACCGCCUGAGGAGCCAGAGGCUGUUCCGGGUGCUGAGAAACAGCUACUUCCUCCGCUGCACAAACUACUAGAUCUUCUCUCCACGGGAACUAGUGGACAAUGUGAAUAACGAUGAAUGUAGCAGAGUCAAAACCUGUUUGUUGUUGAAAUACAGGGUGCCAGAUGUAAUUAUAUUGAUAUACGUAUUUAUAAAAACAUGUUUUUUAUGUUUUUAAGAUUGUUGCUUUAUUCUUAUUGUUCUUAUUCUGUGUAUAACUUAUACUGUGUUUGUCUGUGUCUGUCUUGCACUGUUUGGUGAAGCCACAGCCCUCAUUUCAUUUUUAACAUGUGCCUGCACAUUGUUUUUAAUGACGAUAAAAUUGAAUUGAAUUGAAUUUAUAAUGUCAUUGUUAGGAUGUCUGUAAUGAAUGCUCAGUGUAACAACUUAAAACACCUUACAAAUAAAUUUAUCAUGAGAAUUUUAUAUGUUGUUGUUGUUUUGUAUUUAAGCUACACUCACUGUACUGUUGUGAAAUUGUUUAAGAGAAGUUUCAGAAAACCAGACAUGGCCUGUUAGGCCUGUAUACUGCAGAACUUGUUUCAAUACAGCAUGAAAAAAAGAAAUGUAAAAGCAGUCAAAUGGAAACGUGCAAGUGUUAUUAUUAUUAUUAUUACACUUAGUAAUUCAAAAACAGGCAGCAACAUUUUCUAUAAGCUCCACAGAGGGAAUGUAUCAUA
Molecule: messenger RNA, 2075 nt
Organism: Lampris incognitus (smalleye Pacific opah)
Lineage: Eukaryota; Metazoa; Chordata; Actinopteri; Lampriformes; Lampridae
Product: collagenase 3-like
Exons: 10
Coding region: 5-1429 (474 amino acids)
Biological process (GO): collagen catabolic process; proteolysis; extracellular matrix organization
Cellular component (GO): extracellular matrix
Molecular function (GO): zinc ion binding; metalloendopeptidase activity
Source: RefSeq, a predicted model, not a curated record